Molecule: messenger RNA, 1886 nt
Organism: Colletotrichum navitas
Lineage: Eukaryota; Fungi; Ascomycota; Sordariomycetes; Glomerellales; Glomerellaceae
Product: NADH:flavin oxidoreductase/NADH oxidase
Exons: 4
Coding region: 371-1609 (412 amino acids)
Molecular function (GO): oxidoreductase activity; FMN binding
Source: RefSeq, a predicted model, not a curated record
CAUAAAAUUUUCAAGUGCUCGGUCACGGCUUGAUUUGAGCCCGACGGAUGCCUCCGGUUUUGGGGGCCAAUCUUUCGUCUUUGUCACCAGCCAAUUAUUCCGAGGAAUCGCACUCAACCAGAAUGUUCCUCUCCUAUUGUGGAUCUGUGGCUGUGACCAUGUUUGGUCCCGCGCUACAACGUAGUUGGCAUAUUUCGUUGAUAAAUGCCAACUACUUACUGUGUUUUCAAAAAGCUGAAAAGGCGCAUCGAUUCUGCUCCACUUCAGUCAAGUUGCACAUGCUUAAUCGACAGCUUUCCAAUCAAAAUUCACUCUGACUUGGAUGACCUCUGUUGAUAGGUGCAACUUAUAAUCUACCAGUUCCAUCACAAUGUCGAACUCUAUGAUUGCGAAGCCCUUGACGCUGAAAUGCGGUCUCACUCUACCGAAUCGCUUGACAAAAGCCGCCAUGGCUGAAAACUGGGCCGACAGCGACGGCUUGCCCACCGAUGCAUUACAUGCAUCUUAUGGCGAAUGGGCAGACGGCGGCUGGGGACUUAUCAUGACCGGCAACGUGCAAGUUGAUAUCAAGCACCUGGGCCAGGCAAAGGACAUCGCGUACAACGACACAAUUCCCUAUGCGCGCAUGCUUGAAGCCUGGAAGGCCUGGGCCGAUGCUUGCAACCGCAACGGCACGCCGACCAUCGUGCAGAUCAACCACCCCGGUCGCCAGUCGCCUCUGGGCGCGGGCAAGCGCGGGUUUAUGGAGAAGACCAUGGCCCCCAGCCCGGUACCGCUGGAUCUCGGCUCCGGUCUCGUUGCUCGCCUCAUCAACGGGCUGGUCUUUGGCACACCGCGCGAGAUGACCGUCGCCGAGAUCCAGGACGUCGUCCGCCGCUUUGCGCAGACGGCCAAGUUGGCGUCCGAUGCUGGCUUCGCCGGUAUCGAGAUCCACGGCGCCCACGGCUACCUGCUCGCCCAGUUCAUGUCCGAUAGAAUCAACAAGCGCACCGACGCCUACGGCGGCUCUCCUGCCGCCCGCGUCAAGAUCGUCGUCGAGAUCAUCCGCGCCAUCCGCGAGGUCGUCCCCAAGACUUUCUGCGUAGGCAUCAAGUUCAACUCUGUCGACCAUCAGUCGCAAGCGGAGCUCGACGCGUGUAUCGAGCAGCUGAAACUGAUCACCGAAGCCGGCGUUGACUUCUUGGAAGUCAGCGGUGGUUCGUACGAAAACCCUGUGAUGUUUAGCAAUAACGACAACGAGAAGAAGUCAGACCGUACCAAGGCUCGCGAGGCCUUUUUCCUGGAGUUCGCCCGGGUCAUCCGCCGCGACUUUCCCGAUGUUCCCUUGAUGGUGACUGGUGGUUUCCGCUCACGCCAGGGCAUGGAGGAUGCACUCGCUAACAACGGCUGCGAUCUCAUCGGGCUGGCACGGCCUGCCGUCCUGAACCCGGCUCUGCCGAAGAACACCAUUCUUGCCGACACCGUCAAGGAUGAGGAUGCCAAGCUAUAUGCUAGGAAGAUUGAGGCCCCUUGGAUAUCCCAAAGGGUGGGUAUGAAGUUCAUCGGUGCUGGUGCCGAGUCGUCUUGGUACUCGGGCCAGAUUCGCAAGCUGAGCCACCAAAAAGCUUGAAGACCAAGACUAUACUCAUGUUUGUUGGAAAGUGACAGGGAUAAGAGGUGUAUACCAUCAUGAUACCAUAGAAGCCAUUUGAACUUGCGAUGGAGUUUGACUCAUUGCUACAAGCCUAUCUUUUUUUGACAUGAUAAUUUAGUUAUGACGCAUUAUGUUGUUAAUAGUAUAUGAGAAUACCAAUCGCUGUGCUAUUGCCGACCCGUAGACUAGAAAUUCCGUUCCCAGAAUCAUUGAACUUUCGACUUUGAUGUAAGGAGAAUUGACUUAUAAGGAG